CUUGGAUUUUGCAUAAAACCAUUCCAAAAACAUGAAAGCAGCAUGUAUUAUCUUAACAGCAAUCGUAUUAGUUGCCAUCAUGGCUGUGUGCGUCAUGGUCAAAUUUGCAACAGAAAUAACCGUGGAAGAGAGAAAACGGGACUACUUGCCCGGCGCAGGAGUGUACCAUGUCGCUAAAUCCAUAGCUGUUAUCUCUCUAAAUGAUAAUAGCAGUGUGUCUAUAGCAGAAAGGUAUCCAUACGUGGCUGCUAUCGCCAGGAAUACGUCCUCGCAAUGGUCAUUCGCCUGUUUCGCAAGCGUCGUCCUCGUAAAAUGGAUCGUAACUUCUGCGCAUUGCAGAAAAAAGGGCGCGACGCAUAGAGUGCUCUUACUCCACGACUUCGCGAGAAAUAUCAGUGCGUCAUACCCAAUUCUGUAUUGGAGGAUACACGAAAAAUUUAACCCGAAUAACACGAUGCCCAUGUAUGAUAUAGCAGUUGCUAAAUUCAAUAUAGAAUUACCUACCACGUUACGCUCGUCCACGUUCGACGAAAGGCAGGUUUUGCAUUUUGAUGCGAGCAUUUGGAAAACUGUGUCUACAAUGGACAGGCGCAUUUAUUUGAUAAAUGAUUUCGAUAGUUUUGAAUUGAAAUUCGCGCCCAACAGCCGAUGUUAUGAGAGCUUUGGUGUACAAAUAGAUGAGAGCUUAAUAUGUGUAGACAUGUCUGAUUAUGAAGAUUGUUUUGUACAUGAAUUCGGACCUUUGUACACAGGGGAUAAGUUGGCGGGUGUGCUGGCUCUCAAGCCGCGUGAUUGUGAAGUUAAAUUAGCAAUAUUUACAAAUGUUUCGUAUUUCGCUACUUGGGUUUUGAAAUUGACUCAUACUACGUUUUAUGGAUGA
Messenger RNA from Colias croceus (clouded yellow), 880 nucleotides. RefSeq names its product kallikrein-5-like. Gene Ontology annotation, molecular function: serine-type endopeptidase activity. The transcript has a single exon. The record is from RefSeq and is a predicted model, not a curated record. Gene Ontology annotation, biological process: proteolysis. Bases 32 to 880 code for a protein of 282 amino acids. Lineage: Eukaryota; Metazoa; Arthropoda; Insecta; Lepidoptera; Pieridae.